Messenger RNA from Nicotiana tabacum (common tobacco), 2259 nucleotides. Lineage: Eukaryota; Viridiplantae; Streptophyta; Magnoliopsida; Solanales; Solanaceae. The record is from RefSeq and is a predicted model, not a curated record.
AUGGCGAAUGGAGAAGAAAAUUCAACUGGAACAAGCACAGCAAUGACCAUAGAUCAUCAUCACCCAUUGUAUUUACAGCCCUGUGAUACUCCAGGUAGUUCCCUGAUCUCUAUUCAACUAACUGGAUCUGAAAACUAUGCAUUGUGGAGUAGAUCUAUGAAAAUAGGUCUAAUUGGUAAAAGUAAGCUAGGAUUUGUUGAUGGACGAUGUACUAAGGAUAAGUUUGAUCGAUCCUUGCAUGAGCUUUGGGAGAAGUGUAAUGCAAUAGUUCUGUCAUGGAUUAUGAAUGCUGAGGAAUAUGAUGCCUUGAUGCCCUGCCCUGGGUGUGACUGCACAGAAUCUAAGAGCUAUUUUGAACAUUUUGAGUACCAAAGGCUGCUGCAGUUUCUUAUGGGGCUAAAUGAAAUAUAUAGCCAACCUAGGAGUCAGAUAUUGAUGAUGAGCCUUGUUCCUACAGUUAAUAAAGCAUAUUCCAUGAUAGUCUCUGAAGAAAGCCAAAGAGCUUUGGGAAAGUUCACUCAGUCUAUAGACAUUGGAGAUGGAACAACAUUUUUCACCAACAAAGGCAUGAAUUCAGGGAACAAUUAUAAUCCCAGAAGAGGAAAUCUAUUCUGUGAUUAUUGCAACUAUAAAGGACACACAAGAGGCACUUGCUUCAAACUGCAUGGAUAUCCAGUUGAUUUCAAAAUGAGGAAGAAGACAACAGGCUUUCCUCAAAGACCUAUGGCCAAUGCAACCAUACAGGAAGAACAACAAUCAAUGACAAAGCAGGUGACCAAUACAACUACACAGGAGGCACAACAAGUGAUCAACACAUUUGCUGCAAAUGUAGCACAAGGAGGAAGGCCAAUCAUGUUUACUCAAGAGCAAUAUGAUCAAAUAUUGAAGCAGAUUAGUACAGGGACAGGUGAAAAUGCAAGCUUUGCAGGUACAUCUAAGACCUUUGUUACAAAUGAAAAGGUUAAAGAUGAGAAUUGGACAGUGGACUCUAGUGCAACCAACCACAUGGUUCACACCAGAGAGCUACUUGACAAGAUAAACACAAAUAUCCUAGGCAAUGCACCAAAGGUAUAUGUACUUGAUGGAACUUCACUUGAUGUUGAAUGUACCGGAGAGAGUAGAAUUGGUGAAAACAAUAUUGUUAAGAAUGUUUUUGGGACGGUGAAGGGGAUUGGUAAGGAAUUAGAAGGGUUGUACAACUUCCAGCAUCAGAAACAUGAAGCCAAGGCUGCAAAUACUCAAUUUGCUGUGACUGUGAAAGUAAUAAGAAGUGACAAUGGAUCUGAGUUUUUCAAUUCUAAAUGCCACAGUUUGUUUCAAUCUUAUGGAAUGAUUCACCAGAGUUCACGUUUUCACACCCCACAACAAAAUGGGGUAGUGGAAAAGAAACAAAGACACAUACUGGAAGUGGCUAGGACCAUCAGGUUGCAGGGUUAUUUGCCUCUAAAAUUUUGGGGAGAAUGUGUACAUGCAACCAUUUAUGUCAUAAAUAGGUUGCAUCUAUCAGUGUUGUUAGGAAAAUCAUCUUUUGAGAUGUUGUAUGGAAGAGUACCAUCUUUACAGCACUUGAGAACCAUAGGGUGUCUAUGCUUUGCUAAGGUUGUGGGAGAAAAAGAUAAAUUUGCAGCCAAAUCAGUUGGAGCUGUGUUGAUGGGAUAUUCAUUGUCCCAGAAGGGAUACAAACUGUAUACUAUUUUAACUAACUCUUUCUUUGUAAGCAGGGAUGUCAAAUUUAUGGAGCAUAUCUUUCCAUUUCAAGUACUUAAGGAAGGAAAGUUGCAGUUUUUUCCUAAUGGUGUAUUGCACUAUCCAGUCACUACUGACGCUAUUCCUAUGCAGAUCAACACACAAAAUGAUGAUGCAUCCCUUUCAGCAAUGCCACCUGUUGCAGACAACCACACUGCUGAUACACAACCUUCAUCACCACUUCCUUUAUUCUCUGAAGACACUCCAGCUCAGCAGUCACCUCUUUCAGAACAGGAUACACCUAUUCCUAUGGGUCCCCCAUUAAGGAAGUCAGGCAGGACCACUAAGGAGCUUGUAUGGCUGCAAGAUUAUGUCUGCAACGGUUUCUCAGUCAAGUAUCAGUCUUAUUUGUCCAAAAUCACCGGCAUUAGAGAGACUUUGAGUUAUGAGGAGGCUGCAUCAGAUCCCAAAUGGCUUGAUGCUAUGUAUCAGGAGUUGAAUGCACUCAAGGACAACAAGACUUGGACUCUGGUAGAUUUGCCAGCAGGGAAGACUCCUAUUGAAUGCAAGUGA